AUGGGGCAUCGGGAUGACCUGAUCGCGGCUAUGGCUGUCUUCUUGGUGGUUGAUACUCUUGCUAUAGCCGCCCGCCUCUAUGUUCGAACGAAGGUACUGACUCGUGGUUUCGGCUUGGACGACGUUGUUCUCAUCCUAACAUAUAUCGGCUUUAUUAUCUCCUGUGCUAUGGGCUUUACAUCUAUGCAUUAUGGCUACGCUGCUCGGGACGAGCAGCCGUACUACAGCAAGGCCAAAUACACAAAGUGCUGGACUCGUUAA
Molecule: messenger RNA, 261 nt
Organism: Daldinia childiae
Lineage: Eukaryota; Fungi; Ascomycota; Sordariomycetes; Xylariales; Hypoxylaceae
Exons: 3
Coding region: 1-261 (86 amino acids)
Source: RefSeq, a predicted model, not a curated record